Molecule: messenger RNA, 1032 nt
Organism: Oppiella nova
Lineage: Eukaryota; Metazoa; Arthropoda; Arachnida; Sarcoptiformes; Oppiidae
Source: the annotation of a GenBank genome assembly
AGCAAAUAAAACUCAAACACGAUGUAUUCACGUCCGCCCAAUAACAUAGAGUUUGUCAAACAGUUAGUCAAAAGACUUUAUAAUUAUGAAGUGAAACAAAUUAAAGAACUCAAUGGCGCUGACGAUAGGAACUACUAUUUGGUUACAAAUUAUGAAAAAGAGUUUGUCCUCAAGAUUACAAACACUGUAGAGGGAAGUGUGCCCGGACUUUUAGAUGCUGUCAAUUCAUUUAUACUACUCUUACACAACAAUGGGUUUAGAGUUAGUGUCCCUCAAGUGAACGCAAAUGGAAAAUACUUAUCGUAUGAAGAGAUCCCAUCACCAGAUGGACAGUCAGUACACGAAUCACCUUUGAAUACGGCAUAUGGGGUCAGGCUAUUGGAGUUUAUAAGUGGGAAGCUGUUAAGGGAUGUGCCCUUUACUCCUCAAUUACUCACAGAAUGUGGUCAAGUGUUGGCUCACAUGACGAUCGCUAUUCAGACAUUUGAGAGCCAAGUGAUAAGUAAACGCCGACCGGAUUGGUCUCUUCUAAACGUGUUAGCCGUCAGACAAUAUAUAGACGCCGUUCACAAUCAAGAGGACAGGGAUGUAGUGUCGGCCACUUUAGACGAGUUUGAGCGCACAGUUAUGCCAAUUCUGGAUGAGUUGGAAACAAACUUAAUUCACGGCGAUUUCAAUGAGAUGAAUAUUAUUGUCCACAACAAUCCUAAUGAACAUCCAGACAAUGAAUAUCACGUGAAGGGAGUCAUAGACUUCGGUGAUAUUCACUACGCGCCCAGAGUUUUCGAUUUAGCCAUAUAUUUGUGUUAUUCAAUGCUAUUCUUCACUGCCGGUCCACCCAUACUGGCGCCGGCGUUUGGACUCAAGGGUUACAUGAAGUCCAUUAAACUACACGAAAACGAAUUAAAUGUGUUAUGCACUUGUAUCAAGGCCAGAUUCUGUCAGUCGCUGGUAUUGGGCGCCCAUUCAUACCGUUUGGAUCCGACAAAUGUUUACGUGUUGUCGUCGGCCAAGAAUGGGUGGCCAGCCCUC